GGGAGUAGAAGGGGGGGAGGGUCGUGAUGGGAGGGACAGGUUGAGGAAGAGCCUGGGCAGAACUUCCCCGCGUAGCAACCACUGGGCCUCUCUGCUGAUGUUAACAACGCCUCUGUGGCAUCUCACUCCAUAGGGCAGCAGCAUCCCUAUACAGAGAUCUUGCGACGAGUCCAGUAGUGUUCUGUGUGCAGCGAUGGGUGAGCGCGGCGCGGGGGUGCGGGUGGCGGUGGUGGGCGCGGGUGUCGUGGGACUGACCACCGCCACGAUGCUGCAGGAGGCGCUACCGGGGGCCUCCAUCACCGUCCUGGCCGACAAGUUUGGCCAAGAGACGACCAGCGACGGGGCGGCGGGCAUCUUCUGGCCUGGACAUCAUAUCAGAGGGGAGGAGGAAGGGGAUCAAAGGCGGUGGUCGUCCCUCUCCUACGCCUACUACAAGAGGAUCCUCGAGUCGGGGGACGCAGUCGAGGCCGGGGUGAAGCGUUUCUCGGGUUACCUCUUCUCCAACAAGGAAUCCGUUUGGGAACCCUUUCUUAAGCUGAUCAUUGACGAAUACCGGGAAUGCACGCCGGACGAGCUGAGACUGCACGGCUACAAGUACGGCGUCUUCCUGACCACACUACUGACGGAGUGCCGCUCUUACCUGCCCUACCUCACGCGCAGGAUCACGGCGCGCGGCGGGAGGAUGGAGCGGCGUCACUUGAAGAGUCUGGAGGAGCUUGUGGGCCACUACGACAUCGUGUGUAACUGUUCCGGUUUCGGGGCCAAAGAGCUGUGCCGGGACAUGAAUGUGACCGCCAUCAGGGGACAGGUGUUCAAGGUUAAGGCGCCGUGGCUCAAGAACUUCUACUUCGUGGACGGCGGCACGUACAUCAUCCCAGGCAUAGAGUUCGUCACGCUGGGCGGCACCAAGAACUUCGACAGCAACAACGCCGAGGUGAACAAGUACGACUCGCAAGCCAUCUGGGAGCGGUGCGUGGCGGUCGUGCCCUCGCUGAAGGACGCCGAGGUGCUGCAGGAGUGGGUCGGUUUGCGCCCCUACCGCCACAUCCACAGGGUGCAGAAGGAGACCAUCACCUUCCCCAGUGGUAAAACCCUCAAGGUGGUGCACAACUACGGCCACGGCAGCACCGGCGUCACCACCUCCCCGGCCACCUCCAUGGACGCCGUCAAGUUGGUGCUGGAGACGCUCAGAGGACCCCAGGCCAAGCUAUAACUCCAUCCUGUUACGAGUAUUAGCGUUUCUCCAAUAAACUGAGCAACCCAACAAUUG
Messenger RNA from Eriocheir sinensis (Chinese mitten crab), 1270 nucleotides. Its product is annotated as D-aspartate oxidase-like. The transcript has 8 exons. The record is from RefSeq and is a predicted model, not a curated record. Bases 194 to 1213 code for a protein of 339 amino acids. NCBI's taxonomy places the organism in Eukaryota, Metazoa, Arthropoda, Malacostraca, Decapoda, Varunidae. Gene Ontology annotation, molecular function: FAD binding; D-amino-acid oxidase activity.